Tricharina praecox is the source of this 312-nucleotide messenger RNA. RefSeq lists its product as uncharacterized. The transcript is spliced from 2 exons. Lineage: Eukaryota; Fungi; Ascomycota; Pezizomycetes; Pezizales; Pyronemataceae. Bases 1 to 312 code for a protein of 103 amino acids. The record is from RefSeq and is a predicted model, not a curated record.
AUGGCGGCCAGCAUCCAGUAUCCAGUAUCCAGUAUCCAGUAUCCAGUAUCCAGUAUCCAGUGUCCAGUAUCCAGUGUCCAGUGUCCAGUGUCCAGUGUCCAGUGUCCAGUGUCCAGUAUCCAGUGUCCAGUGUCCAGUGUCCAGUAUCCAGUAUCCACGGCGGCCAGACAAGCAUUACUCUACUGCGAGGUGGGAGUGGGAACUGGUGGGGGAGGGAAUAGCAGUUGCGGGGGGAAGGAGUUACGGGGGGAAGAGGAGUGGUGGGAGAAGAAGAAGAAGAAGAAGAAGAGGCUGUCACCCAAACCCCUAUAG